AAGCGGGCUACCGCCACAGCGCCACAGUGAAUGUAAACAGGGGCAAAACAAAACGAAAGUGUGUUUUUUGUCUGUAAUCGGUAUCGAAAUAUCUGUGUGAAAAGUAGUUUGUCUGUUCGUUUUUGGGUGUGCAUCUAACGCGCAACAUGGCAGAUAAUUUCGAUGAUAUGUCGAACGAUCAGCUGCGGCUGAAGCUGCUCGAGUUCGGCCUGUCCAACAUGCCGGUCACAAGCACGACGCGAAAGGUGCUGAUCAAAAAGCUACGAAAUCACAUCUCCACCAACGGCGGAGGCGGAGGCGCUGGGAAGGGCCGGCGUGAAACAAUCCACCUUACAAAGUACUCUUCCGACGAGGAUAGUGAGCCCGUCAGCAGCCAACCCGCUGGCACGAAGAAAACCGCCGUGACCGCCAAAAAGGAGCAGACAAAUCGUCGAGCAACGAUUGCUAGCGCUGGGACCGCAGCAGCAUCAACGAAACUGCCCAAAUUCAUUUCUGCAUCACAACCGACACCGAAAGUCUCCGAAACAUUGCCACCGGAGCCGGGAUCUGCGUCGAAGCGUCGAUCGGGAAGAGUUACCCCGGUGAAGGAUAAGGAUGUUGCAUCAUCCGCAUCGUCCACGAAAGCAGCACCGAAAGUGCCGGCAAUACUGGAGGACUCGGACGACGAUAUGGUUCCGCUGACACAGUUGACCCAGCGUGAGCGCAAAUCGAAGAGCCCUUCGCUGUCUCGCGCUGAGAUGCUGACUACGUCCUACAUACAUCAGAUGGAGGUGGCCGCCCCGAAGGUUCCGGAAUCAAUCGAGGAAGAGAUGGAGGUGGACGUACCGGAAAUGGGGAAGAACGAGCAGGACAUGGACGUAAUCGUGCUGGAUGAUGAUGAGGAUAGCGAUCUUGCCUCGGUUUCGAUGCCACCGCCACAGCAACCACCGAAACCAGCGCCAGUGAAAGAGUCCUACAGUCAAACGACAUCCGAGACGCGUCGCACCUUUACCACUGCCACCACGAUGACCGAUAGCCGGAAGGGUAAGGAGGAGCGUGUCUUUGCUGAACCGGCCCCGCUGAAGUACGGCACGACGGAACGAACCCUGCCGAAGCCUACGUUUGCAUCACCAUCGAUCCGCAGCAGCAUGUCCUCGGCGGUACGUGAAGAAACCGGUCCAAAGUACGACCCAACCGAUUCUCCGUAUUUAAGCGAGUUCACCAAGCGUCUGUCCCGCUUGCGUGCGGAAGCAGUCCAACAGCCCGGUGGUGUUUCGCGCGAAUCUCCCUCCAGACGGACAAUGUUUGAAGGGUCCACUACGUCGUCGCUGCGAUCAACGUACGCGCCGCCACGUGAGGAAUACGAAGCUUCAUCGUCCUCCCGGUACCGAGCUGGUCGGCAAACGAUGGCUCCCACGGUGUCUACGGCAGGUCGUAGGACAGCAACCGAGACGAGCGGUGUGCGCAGCUCCAUGCGGCAGGAGCUGCUGGCACUCGAUCGGAAGUACUCGAUCCGGAAGAUCUUCUACAGCCUCAUCAUCGUAUUGGUGGUCAUUUUCCUGUUUGUAUUCUUCUUUCUGUAAACUCACAUAUGUAUGCGUUUGUAAUCGUUCCACUUUGAUUCCCUUUGAAGUCAUUUUUAGCCAACUGCAUUUCCUAGCUUGGAAAGCUAGUAAUACUCUCUUCGACACGGACAGUAACGUUCGUGGGUCAAUUUUAAAAAGCUAAAAUUUGUACACGAGGCUUCGUGGCCCCAUCCCACCACCUACAAGCAUGGUAGGUUUCUUUUUGUUUUUUUUUGUUCUUUUGGUC
Molecule: messenger RNA, 1791 nt
Organism: Anopheles merus
Lineage: Eukaryota; Metazoa; Arthropoda; Insecta; Diptera; Culicidae
Product: otefin
Exons: 1
Coding region: 147-1562 (471 amino acids)
Source: RefSeq, a predicted model, not a curated record